Messenger RNA from Pseudonaja textilis, 2932 nucleotides. RefSeq names its product PNN interacting serine and arginine rich protein (gene PNISR). NCBI's taxonomy places the organism in Eukaryota, Metazoa, Chordata, Lepidosauria, Squamata, Elapidae. The record is from RefSeq and is a predicted model, not a curated record.
CGGGCGCCAUUUUGUGUGGUUAACGCAAAGCUAACCGGAGUGACGGGGGCAGCCGAAGUGCUGCGAGUGUUACCGGUCAGCGCAAAAGGCGCGGGCGGGCAGAGAACAUAUAAAUAAUUAAAGAUGUGGGAUCAAGGUGGGCAGCCUUGGCAACAGUGGCCUUUGAAUCAGCAACAAUGGAUGCAGUCAUUUCAGCAUCAGCAAGAUCCAAGCCAAAUUGACUGGGCUGCAUUAGCUCAGGCAUGGAUUGCUCAGCGGGAAGCGUCGGGGCAACAGAGUGUGGUAGAACAGCAAGGAAUGAUGCCAAAUGGCCAGGAGAUGACAGGAAUGGAACCUGGUCCAAACAACCAUGGUAAUUUUCAGAAUGAUCCAAAUUUCAACAGGAUGUGGCAACCAGAAUGGAACAUGCCCCACCAGCCGCCUCAUCCGCCUCCAGAUCAGCCAUGGAUUCCUCCAGCCCCUGGAUCAAUGGAUAUUGUUCCUCCAUCUGAAGACAGUAACAGUCAGGACAGUGGGGAAUUUGCCCCUGACAGCAGGCAUAUAUUUAAUCAAAAUAAUCACAACUUUGGGGGACCACCACCUGAUAACUUUGCAAUGGGGCCAGUGAACCAGUUUGACUAUCAGCAUGGGACCACUUUUGGUCCACCUCAAGGUGGGUUUCAUCCACCUUAUUGGCAGCCUGGACCGCCAGGGCCCCCAGGACCUCCAGCACCUCCUGCGCCUCCUCAGAAUCGAAGGGAAAGGCCAGCAUUUAGAGAUCGCCAGAGAUCACCAAUCACAUUGCCUGUGAAACAGGAACCUCCUCAAAUUGAUGCUGUUAAACGUAGAACUCUACCUGCUUGGAUUCGUGAGGGCUUAGAGAAGAUGGAAAGGGAAAAACAGAAGAAACUAGAAAAAGAGAGAAUGGAACAGCAGCGUUCUCAACUGUCUAAAAAGGAAAAGAAGGAAAUUACGGAACCAGGAGAAGAGGAUGGACCUCGGUUACCACAGAAAAGUAAAUUUGAUAGUGAUGAAGAAGAAGAUUUUGAUAAUGUAGAGGCUAUAAGUAGUGGAAAAGUCACGAGAAGUCCAUCUCCAACUGCUCAUGAGGAGCAGAGUGAACCAGAAAUGACAGAGGAAGAAAAGGAUUAUCAGAUGAUGUUGCUGACAAAAAUGUUGCUGACAGAAAUUCUCCUAGAUGUCACCAAUGAAGAAAUUUAUUAUGUGGCUAAAGAUGUCCAUCGUAAAGCAAUAAAAGCUCCUGCAAAACAGCUGGCACAGUCCAGUGCAUUGGCUUCCCUCACUGGACUUGGUGGACUGGGUGGUUAUGGAUCAGGAGACAGUGACGAUGAGAGGAGUGACAGAGGCUCUGAGUCAUCGGAUACUGAUGAUGAGGAACUACGACACAGAAUCAGGCAAAAACAAGAAGCAUUUUGGAGGAAGGAGAGAGAACAGCAACUACUGCUAGAGAAACAGCUGGAAGAAGAAAAGCUCCAAAAUGAGAGAAUUGCAAAAGAGAUGAGUGAACUUGCCAGUAAAGAGCAAGGCAACAAUUCACCACUAGAAGAUGUGAAAGAAGCUGAGGAGGAGGAUGCAUUUGGUGAAAAGAAAAAGUCUCCAAAAGAAAUAACACCAGACACGGAACCCAAAAAAGAGAUUAAAGAGAAAGAGAGAGUAGGAAGGAGUAGGUCAAAAAGUUCAAGUAGUGCUAGUUCAAGUAAUAAUAGCAGAAGUAGCAGCAGUAGCAGCAGUAGCAGCACAGCUAGUAGUUCAUCUUAUAGUAGUAGUUCAGGCAGCAGUCGCAGCUCUACACAUUCUUCCUCCCCCAAAAGAAAAAAAAGACGUAGUCAUAGUAGGUCACCUAAAGUUAGGCGUAGCAGAAGUAGGAGCUAUUCACAUAGAAAUAGAAGAGAAAGGAGCAGGAGCAGGGGUAAGGUAAGAGAAAGGCAGAGAUCUAGUAGACACAAGAGUAUAGAAAGAAGGGAGAGGCGACGAAAUCAUAGUCCUUCCCAUGACCGAAACUGGGAGAGACGUAGAAGUGAUAGUCACUCAAGAGAUAGACUUACCUGCCAUUCCACUUGUAGUGGGAGUCGAGAUAGGCAUAAAAGUGAAGAUCAGCACAGGAGCAUAAGUGGGAACAGGCACAAACAUAGUCACGAUAGCAAAAUUCAAGAAAGAAAAAAAGAACGCAGUAGGAGCAUAGAGAAAGAUAAAAAAAAGAACAGGGAGAGGGACCGAGAUCAGGAAAAGCGCAGGGAGAAACAGAGAAAAGAAGACAAAGACAGUAAAACUGGCAAUCAUGAAGAGAGAUUAAAAAGAAAAAGAGAUAGCGAAAGAACUUUCUCUCGCAGAGAUUCCUUGUCUUCAAAAAUGUUAAGGCGUGAUUCAAGGCAGGAAAGCAAAAAAAGUUCUACCAAAGAGAGCAAAAAGCAUUCAGGUUCAGAAUCUAGUACAAGGAGCAGUUCUGAGUCACGAGGCAGCAGCAAAGAAAAGAAGCCGAAGAAAUCAAAGCAUAGUCGGUCACGGUCCAUGGAGAAAUCUCAAAGGUCUGGUAAGAAGGCAAGCCGCAAACACAAGUCUAAAUCACGAUCAAGAUCAAUGACUCCUCGUCGUAAACGCUGAGGAAUGAUAUGACACUAGUCAUAAUGAUUUUAAAAUUCCAUGAGUUUUUAAGGGCUUGUCUCAUUAUAGAGGCUCAUUAUAGAGGCUACAGUUGUGGCUAUGUAGAUGGAAGCUGACCCUUUUUUAAUGAAAAGAUCUGUAAAUAGCUGUAUUUUUUGGAAACACUGCUCGGAGUUAAGUACUUGCUAGGAAUUCUUUGUAUUUACAUUUUUCAAAACAGUAGUGCUUACCUAAGGCUAUGAAAUAUGUCAUUCUCUUUCAGCUGUAAUGUUCUUAAAUUGCUAUUGAAUGUAUUGUGAUGUCAAUAAAGUUCUUCAGUUCAUUUUUUUGU